UCUUCGUAAACUAAGAGGCGCAGGGCCGCCAUGAUGCGUGUUUGUGCUCGUAUCUGUGUCGAGAAAGCAGCGGAUACACAUUGAACCAGAAACAAAGGAAAUACGCACUCGUCCUCGCAAAUUGGUAUGCGUUUUCAGGUAAAAGAAAGCAAAACGAAACGACAACAAAAGCAAAAACGAGGGCAAACAAAUCAAACUUUAACACCUGCGCUCAUUAAGCGUCGACUGUUAACCGGAAUGCCUAAGGAAAAAUAUGACCCGCCCGACCCUAGGCGGAUGUACACGAUAAUGUCGAGUGAGGAGGCAGCCAAUGGGAAGAAGUCGUACUGGGCCGAGCUUGAAAUCAGCGGCAGAGUGCGCAGCCUGAGCUCUGCACUGUGGUCCCUUACACACCUCACUGCCCUGCACAUCAGUGACAACUCUCUGUCACGCAUUCCGCCUGACAUUGCCAAACUCCACAACUUGGUGUACUUGGACCUUUCAUCCAACAAGAUCAGGAGCCUGCCAGCUGAACUCGGCAACAUGGUAUCUCUCAGGGAACUGCUUUUAAAUAACAACCAGUUGCGGGUUCUGCCUUUCGAACUCGGGAAGCUGUUUCAGUUGCAAACGCUUGGCUUGAAAGGAAACCCACUUGCACAAGAAAUCAUGAGCCUCUACCAGGAACCAGAUGGGACACGUCGGUUACUGAACUACCUGCUGGAUAACCUCGCUGGCACCACCAAACGCAUCUCCACAGAGCAGCCCCCACCCAGGUCCUGGAUCGUGCUGCAGGAGGCGGACAGGACGCGCCCCGCAGCGUUGUUUUCCGUCAUGUGCUACAACGUGCUCUGCGACAAGUACGCCACGCGCCAGCUCUAUGGCUACUGCCCGUCGUGGGCGCUCAACUGGGAGUACAGAAAGAAGGCCAUCAUGCAGGAAAUCUUGAGCUACUGCGCUGACAUCAUCAGCCUGCAGGAAGUUGAAACAGAACAGUACUAUAACUACUUUCUGGUAGAGCUGAAAGAGCAUGGGUACGAGGGCUUCUUCAGCCCAAAGUCCAGGGCCAGGACCAUGUCCGAAUCGGACCGUAAGCAUGUGGAUGGGUGUGCAGUAUUCUUCAAAACUGAAAAGUUUGUCUUGGUGCAGAAACAUACUGUGGAGUUUAACCAGCUGGCCAUGGCUAAUUCUGAGGGUUCGGAAGCCAUGCUGAACCGCGUCAUGACCAAGGACAACAUUGGGGUUGCUGUGCUCCUCGAGCUUCGCAAGGAGAUAAUGGAGCAGACAGCUGGCAAACUGCUUGGGAUGGAGAAACAGCUCCUCCUAGUGGCUAAUGCUCACAUGCACUGGGACCCAGAGUACUCCGAUGUGAAGUUAGUCCAGACCAUGAUGUUCCUGUCGGAGAUCAAGAACAUCGUUGACAACACCACACGAAGCCUCAAGCUGAACUCCAUCUCCGGUGAGACCAACGCCAUCCCCCUCGUGCUGUGCGCUGACCUCAACUCAUUGCCCGAUUCUGGUGUGGUGGAGUACCUGAGCACAGGAGGGGUGGACAGCACGCACAAGGACUUCAAAGAGCUUCGCUACGUUGACAGCCUGACCAACUUCAACUGCAAUGGCAAGAAGGGCACACCCAAUGGCAGGUUCACGCACGGCUUCAAGCUGAAGAGCGCCUAUGAGAACGGCCUCAUGCCUUACACCAACUACACCUACGACUUCAAGGGUGUCAUUGAUUACGUCUUCUACUCUCAGCCUCUGCUCAAUGUGUUGGGCGUCUUGGGGCCAGUGGAUCCAAACUGGCUUGAGAACAAUGUCAGCGGUUGCCCACAUUCUCAUAUCCCCUCUGAUCACUUCUCCCUAUUUGCACAGCUGGAGCUAGUUCUGCCCUAUACGCCACCAGUCAAUGGAAUCCACCUGCAAGGCCGCAGGUAGUCUUCCGAGCCACUGGAGGGAGCUAAUUCUCCCCAAGCGCUUUUCUGUAAAUUUUUGAAGAAAUACAUAAUCUGUAUAAUAAUAUGAUCAGAGAAGUGAGGUAUGGCCAACAGGGAUUUUUCUCUUUUUGUAAUGGUUUUUAAUAGAUUUUAAUUGACGCUAAAGUCAAUACUGGUAAUACUUUUACCAUUUUCAGGCGCAAUGUAAUGAUCUGGACUCUUAGAUACUUCUUACACUCUCCCCACUGUUACUGCGGCGAUACCCAUUGAAGUUAAUCUUUACGUUCUCUACCAGCGGUCCACAGUUUAAAUUCUCUAUAGAUGAAUGCAGUAAUUUCACAGGUGGAAGAACUCAGGAUCACACAGGCAUCGUAACACACACAGGGGAGAGAGUGCAACAUCCAUAGCUAUCCAAAUCCAAGCUAGUUUUCCGGCUGUGUUAAAAACUCUCACCUUUUUCGUUUCGCCUUUUUAUUUGCCAUGAACCCCCUUGUUUUGCGCACAGUAAUACCCCCCCCCCGUGUGAUGCAUUGUUCGUUUUAAGUGACGGACUUGUCAGCGAAGGAGAGAGCCGGCCAAACUUGCUUUACACUCUAUGGUGCUGAAACCAACCAACCAACUCUCCUGCUGCUACAAGUCCAGCCCCCCCGCUUCCCCCCCUUUAAUUUUAAACCUCAUAUUGCCAUUGUAUAGCAGUAGUAUGUUAUACAUCUACUGGCUCUUAAAGCCAUACUGCUUGUCUUUUUUUUUUUUUUGGUGAUUUGUAAUCACUGGAACCCCUUAAUUUUCACUUCUAGACGCGCUGCAGCUUAAUUUAUUCAGCUGAAUUUAAUGUCUUUCAAUUAUUUCAGUUCCUAAUUUUCCAUUGUUUUCUUUUUCUUCAAACGGUGGGAAUGAAGUUGGCCCCCUCUGUAGCCCCUCUCCUUUACCGAGUGAUGAUUUAUUUUUUUUAUGUAUUUAUUUUUUUUUUUAAUCGUCGGUUGAUUAAGCAAUUGGUCGAUUAAGCAAUUGGGCGGUAGCGCCAUCUUGUGGACUGGGGUGGAGGGAGUCGACUGAGGGCACAAGACCAAGGGAAGGUUCCCUCCUAAGGGCGCGAAUGAUGUCCCGGCCAAGCCCGACGGCCCUCUCUGCUGCAGUAACUCUUGAGUGCCCUUUGCCAGGUCCAUGGGGGUGAUUGACUGUCGACUCUUGGCGGUCUUAGCGUGGCAUUACAGCUGCCAUUGGCACCAGCGUACACACAAACACUUAGACUUGGCUGCCAGUAGUGACCUUCACAACCAUACCUUCAUGUUUCAUUGUAGGGGUUUUUCAUACAAGUAUUUAUAAUAUUGAAAUUUGGAAUUAGCGUUUACAUGAUUGUAUAUGAACUGCAAACGACCUGAUUUAUUGCAUUUUUGUACUAGGAAUUCCAAUAAUCAGAUUUGGGGAGGGAAAAAAAGAUUGUAUUGUCAACUAAAUUUCUAUCAGUUUUAACGUGUUUAAAGACACGACCAGCUUGUACAAAAGACUUUUUAAAAAAAAAAAAAAAUCAAAGGAAAAAAAAUUGUUCCUGUAAUCGCUGCUACCGUUUGCACUCCCAUGGGUCACGUUUCUUAGAUGUACCACAGUGGUGUUUAUUUCCAAAAUGUUGCACUCAAGGCAGAUUCCGACAGCACUUCAGGAGUCGAUCUGCUCGACCAGGCAGCUUCCGCCAACAUGCCCCGAGUCACCCCCCCCCCCCCCCCGGGGGCGUAUGAAAUAGCGAGGGAAGUACCCUGCCCCCAUGCUUUCGGCUCUCUGGAGAAUGGAGCCCCCGUCCCCCGUAGGUCUUGGGAAAGAUGUGUGGAGGAGACCGGUCGCUGAAGGGAGAUGUAAAAUAAAAAAAAAUGCAUUGUGCCUCAACGAUUCUGUUGGUCGCAUAGGUUGUGCAAUCGUCUGACAGCUGAGCAGCUCUUCGGAAUUUUUUUUUUUUUUUUUAGGAUUCUGUCCAGUUCAAUAUCUGCUGUGGGAGUUAAUACUGUUGUUUCUGGUCUCCUUGUGGGUUUACGGAAUUCUGUAGUAAUCAGUGACUCUGUAAUCGUCGGGAUCUGUCUGAUUUUCUAUCAAAUCAUACUAUCAGUGCCCUUCCAUUUGCAUGCUGCACUGCCUCCCAGAGAAUCAUCCUUCCUUCCUUGGUCUCAUUAAUAACCAGUUUAGCUCUAGAGGGCCACUUCCUCUUCCUUAACUCAGGCAGUUCUCUCACCUUUUGUUUUAGGUCUGUCCCAAGUGCUAGACCAUGGGUAUAUGUAUUUUUUUUCCCCUCCUGCCUACAGUGCCAUCUGUUGCAUACUGUUAUGAAGCCAAGAUGUAAGCUAAUCUGUUACUGUAACUUAGCUUUUUUUAUUUGUGUUUUUUUUUGUAGGCUUUAAGAAAAGAGCACAGCCUAGCUUGUCGAUUUCCAGUACCACUGUGUUCUGGUACAAUUGGCCAUGUCAAUGCGAAAGGUGGAAAUAAUUCCCAAGGUUUUUAAUUGGAAAUUGAUUGACAAGCACUUAAAGCUCGUAACGAGUGCAGCUACUACCUGAAAUCGACUAUUACAGCUUUUAAAUAUGUGCUGUUGUACAAACCAAUUUUAAUUUAAUAAAUUUUAACUUUCCAAAGGAAGAGACAGUGAAGCGAUAGGUCUGAGAUGUCCUCUUUACCCAAAGCCUGCUCUUAUCUAUUUAAAAUUUCCUUUUCACUCGUUUCUGUUGAACAAAGUGUCCAGUUGAUUAUAUUGAAUUGCUGAUACUAUUGUAGUUGAUUAAAACAGCCUUUUUUUGUUUUUGUUUUGUAAAGUGUGAAUAAACGUUGUAUCUCGUUUUUCUUUCUUUUGAAAUGAAUCUUGUUGUGUAUAUCAUGAUUAUCCUGUGGUUGAAUGAUUUCAUCUUUUUCUUUAACCCAUUGUUUUCCAUGAUGCACAGACCAAAUUCUUUUAUAAAAGUUUCAUAAAUGCAAUGAAUUAUGGAUUUAUGGUUUCUUAUCUGAGAAUCGAGAGUCCUUGUGUCCAUGUUACCAUUGAAGAUGCAUUCAGACACGAGUGAUUGCCACCACAUAGGAAAUGUCAUCUCCACCUGUAGUGUAUGUACAGAGCGGCUUCCUCACUGUCUUGGUAAAUGCUUUAGUGCAUGGGUCCCUUGUACAGUGAUGUGACGUGUUUUUAAAAGCACAGCUGGUGAUGGCUGCAUUGGAAUUUGGGUCUCCUGUCACUUCUGAGGUGUGUUGCUUUAAGUUUACAAUCCAACCCCUCCCCCCCUCCAAAAAAAAAUCCGAUCUUGUAGGUCUCUUAAGCUAAGGUUGUAGAGGCAAAGGGUGAGUCAGUCAGGGUGGACAUUUCGGUUUUGAUCAGCCGCUUACACAUACACAUCGACCAUCCUCCCCGCUGAACUCGGUGUUUUAUAUUUGUGGUACUUUCUUGCUCUGUAUUUGCACUCUGAUCAUCAGUGAGGCUGUUCUAAGGCUCCACUAUUUUGUUUGGGUAGCCCCGCCCCAUCCCACUUUUGCUCGUCGCUCAUUGGCCAGUUGCGUCCGUGUUACGUGCGUGUUCAGGUUUCUAGCUGCAGCUUAAAAGUAAUAGCGGGAAAAAUAUUCCGCCGUUUUAAUGUCAGUGGGGAAAACUAAUGGUAUUGGAUUAUUGUAAUCUUUAAGGGUCAUUGCAGUCCAGUAAUAUGAUGUCAAUUUUGGAAGAAGCUAAAGUUGCAAACGACGUUUUAUAGACCCUACUGUCUUACAGCAGUUUUCGCUGAACUCGUCUUCUGUCUCGUUUCCUCAUCCGCUUGGUUAUAACUUUCAUGUAGUAUUAGUUGUGCAGCAAAGAGGACUGUAGCUGGCCGUGUGCGUGUGUAUAAAUAUAUAUAAAUAUUUAUAUAUAUAUAUAAAUAUAUUGACUGUCAUAUGUGAAUGCACUGGACCAACUCUUGUUUACCAUUCAUUAAAUACCAGCAAAACACUUGCACAAUGUUUUACGAAUGUUAAUAUAGACAUAGGCAGCUGUUUUUAAAUCAUUACUAGGAACUAUUAAAAAUGCCUAAUGGUAAACAAGGAUUUUUCAAUUUUACUGUUGUCCUUAUGUCUUGGUUACCUUUUCGAUUAGUUUGUUUUUAACAGGGUCUGCUUGUUUCCUUUACACCUAUGUAUUUUUCCUACUUAUGGUUGAAAAUAAAUUCUAUAUCUGUUUCA
Molecule: messenger RNA, 6083 nt
Organism: Brienomyrus brachyistius
Lineage: Eukaryota; Metazoa; Chordata; Actinopteri; Osteoglossiformes; Mormyridae
Product: CCR4-NOT transcription complex subunit 6-like
Exons: 12
Coding region: 127-1908 (593 amino acids)
Biological process (GO): nuclear-transcribed mRNA poly(A) tail shortening
Cellular component (GO): nucleus; CCR4-NOT complex; cytoplasm
Molecular function (GO): poly(A)-specific ribonuclease activity; protein binding
Source: RefSeq, a predicted model, not a curated record